GGACGAUUGAGUAGAAGUGCACAACAAAUAGAGUCGUUGUGUACAGCCGCAGAGGCCAUACUUGCGCGCGGCAGUAAACUCAGUGCUAAGGUCUUGUUGAACGAAGUUCGUGGUAACCCACAUUGCACUGACUUGACUUAUAGAUCUGCCAAUAACUUUCUACAUCGCAACAAAGUUGGGCAGCAGUAUAUGCGCCCUUCUCCCAACGACAAUAGUCUUCCACCAAAGAAGCGAUUAAGAUGGACUGCUGUUGACGAGGCGGCCUUUCAGGAAGCGGUUGUUACCAUCCAGUCGACCAGCAAUAAACUGACUGCUAGCAAUAUUGCAAAGGAGCUGAAAGGCAGUGCAGCUUCAUACGACCAACUUCGUUACCGUCUUCGGAAAUUGACAGCCGCUAAGCACAACAUUGAAGAAACGCCUGAUUUGGGUGUUGUUGGCAGCAGGAGUAGAGAUGAAGAGUUUGUUGAUGGUAAGUUGAACCCACAACAACACAUUCGUUAACGUUGUAUCAACAGUUUUGUAGCGGUGACAGGAAGUAAACAUACUAAACCAUGUUCUUGUAGAUGAGGGCGAAACUGACAACGAGGACGUGCCAGGAGAUGUUGCCCAUGACCAUGUGCAAUCUUCCAUGCACUGUUGCAUCGAAGCUGCAGAGGAAGCCUGCAAAACAGCCUUUGCCGAAACGUGCUCGUAUGCGUGCUGCUGCUGCGACCGCAGACUGUUUAAGCAUUCGGUUGUGGAGGUCACGGACAGCUUGUACAACACCCUCUGUGAGCCAUGGGCAACAAAUGUUGCAGGAUGGGUUACGCGUGGUGGCUCGGGGCAUAUAUGCCAUACGUGCUUAGGCAGCAUCCGUAGGGAUCGCUGCCCACGGUUUUCAGUUGACAACGGGCUUGGAUUCCCAGACAUUCCUGACGAGCUUCAAGGCAUCCCUGAGCUGUCAGAGAGGCUCAUUGCCAGGCGUGUACCCUUCCUGCAGUUGCGAAGGCUUCCAGCUGGGCAACAGCAUGGCCUACGAGGUAGGAUUUGCUUCAUGCCACAGUGUACCUUUUCUGUCCCACAGACAAGCAUAUGCUUUGAACCCCCCCACUGCUACUUUGGACUGUGCGUCCACUCCAAGCAACCCCUCCAGGACAUCCAGGGCCGCACCGUGGCUUCCCGUGAGCUGACGCUGGUGGCCCCUAACAACGACUCGCCCACCUACACGGACACCCACAGCAUCGCCAUCUCGCUUUGGGGGGACCUGGCCAAGACGGAGUGGAAGGUGGGCCAAGUGCUUCUCGUGCUCAACGCCGCCACCCGAGUCUUCAGGACUGGGAGCGCGGUCAACUACAGCCUCACCACCCGCGCCAUCACAAGCAUCCAGACGGCUACGGAGCCCAUGGCCCGCUUCACGGAUAUCAGCAGCACCAAUUUCGCAUUCCAG
This is a messenger RNA of Astrephomene gubernaculifera, 1426 nucleotides long. Lineage: Eukaryota; Viridiplantae; Chlorophyta; Chlorophyceae; Chlamydomonadales; Astrephomenaceae. The record is from the annotation of a GenBank genome assembly.